Molecule: messenger RNA, 1977 nt
Organism: Trichosporon asahii var. asahii CBS 2479
Lineage: Eukaryota; Fungi; Basidiomycota; Tremellomycetes; Trichosporonales; Trichosporonaceae
Exons: 8
Coding region: 1-1977 (658 amino acids)
Biological process (GO): peptidyl-threonine phosphorylation
Cellular component (GO): cytoplasm
Molecular function (GO): protein serine/threonine kinase activity
Source: RefSeq, a predicted model, not a curated record
AUGCCAGGCACAUCUGUUCCUGAAGAAUGCGGGGGACCCAGUCUCCUUUUGGAUUUCACGUGGCGGGGGCCAGAGAAAGCCGAGCCAGGACGGAGGAGAGUGCUGCGACAUCCGUGCGGCAUACCACCACCCGACACCUCACUCACUGCGCCGCCAUCGCCGCCGCUCGGUCAACUUCGAUCCUCUUCCCCCCCCCCCCUCUCUCUUCCACAGACACCCCCCAACAAACAACACUCGACACGCACACCCAGACACGGCAUAGAGAGGACUGCUCACACCCCGACCCGCUCCUACGUCCCCGCCACCCAUCACCUGAGGAGCACCGAUCUCUCCCGUCGUAUCCUCUCUCCCCUCGCGCCCCUCGCAGCCUCGCACCUCCCGUCUCGCAGGCUCAGUUCACGCAACGCCCCCCAGACCCCUCAGACACAGACACGCAGUGACCUUUGCCCGUCACGUCACUCGUCUCCUCUCACACCCGCCCAUAUCCCAGCUCAUCUCACGGCAGAUACACUUGCCUUCCUAAGACUUCCUCUCUCAGCCACCCUCUCGACAAUGGACGAGGACUUGUACGAGGACACCUCGCGGCACACCUACUCGUACUCGAGCUACUCGCCGUACUUCACCACGAGCUACAACUCGAGUGCGACUGCGACCCCGCCCAAGGCCGAGCCCGUCACCCACUACGACGUCAAGUACAUUGACAAUGCGGGGCACAUGGGCAAGUGCAUCGACCUCGUCUUCGUGCUCGACUGCACCGGCUCGAUGCAGCGCUACAUCAACUCUGUGCGAGACCACAUCUUCGCGAUCUGCGACAUGAUCCGCGGCGAGGAGGGGCUGAACGGCGCAGACGACCUGCGAGUUGCCGACAACACGUACGUGUACAAGUUCAACCCGUUCACGAGCGACAUUGCCGACGUGCAAAAGUACCUCAAGGGUCUCACUGCGGCGGGCGGUGGCGACGGUCCUGAGGCUGUCACGGCUGGCAUGGCCGCGUGCCUGACCGAGCUCGAGUGGCGGCGCGAGGCUGCGCGCAUGGUCGUCCUCAUUGCAGACGCUCCGCCCCAUGGUAUCGGCGAGAGCGGUGAUCAGAUCAAGCAGGGCGACCCCGACGGGCACGACCCGCUCGUCAUCGCGCGCACGAUGGCGCAGCACGGCAUCACCUUUCGCGCUGUCGACUUCUUCACGGCCAUCUGCAACAUGACGUCCGGCGUCAUGAUGCCACUGACGACGGCGGACCUGCUCGCGAUGACGAUUGUGGGCUCGGUUCUCGAGAACAUGGACAUGGAGCGUCUGAUUGCUGAAAUCGGCCGCGAGGUCGCAGAGCGCAUCAAGGAGAAGGGCGAGAGCAUGCAGAGUGUCGAGGAGGUUGCCCAGGAACUCCACGAGCGCCUGCUCCUUCGUAACGAGCAAACGAAGCAGGUCCAGCUCCCCGACGUCUACAUCCAAACCGACAACAGCCGUAAGAACGUCCUGACCUGGAUGAACGCAACGUACAUCUCGGACGCGGCCUCGCAGAUCCUCCCCGUGUCCGGCCGCCGUCUGACCGAGAAGUUCCGCCGGAACAACAUCUCGCAUGGAUUCAAGUACACCCCCGGCGGCCGUCUUCCCCCCCGUACCGGUCGUAAAUCCGGGGACGCAUCGCCCGAGAAGCCCCCCGCCGCCGCCCUCUCCACCUCUCCCACGGCGGCGGCGGCGACCUCGCCGAGCCGCAAGAUCGUGGCCGACUUCAAGCCCUUUGGCGCGAGUGCUGGCGCGAGCGUGUUUGGCGCCCCAAUGGUGCCCACCGGUCCUGGCGGGGGCAUGUUUGGUGCGGCGGGGCGCACACCCCUCGCCAACGCGGCUAUGCGCGGCCAGGCCGAGGACGAUGACGAUGACGAGGACGAAGGCACGCAGCUCAGGCGCGAGGCUAUCAGCCUCGACCAGGCUAGGAGGAUUGCGACACAGUCUGUAUUCCGUGCGGGCCGGCUGCCCCUUUAG